Molecule: messenger RNA, 5027 nt
Organism: Orbicella faveolata
Lineage: Eukaryota; Metazoa; Cnidaria; Anthozoa; Scleractinia; Merulinidae
Molecular function (GO): protein binding
Source: RefSeq, a predicted model, not a curated record
AUCGCAACGAGAUUCAACCAAGGGAGGAUGAUCUUGAUACAACUGAUGUGAUACCAAGCUGCAGGUGGAAAGUUUCGGGGCAAAUUUGUAAUCCGCACUUGAAUAAGUUGAUGACAAUUAAUUUUGAAUUUCAGCAAGGAUAUAGAAGGGGAACUGAUCGGCGAACGGAGAGAGCCAAGUCACGAACCAGGUAGGAAAAUCGUUCAAGAAAUGAAAUAAUUAUUGUUGGGCCUGUAACUUGCUUCACGGCGGGCACUUUGAGAUCAUUUGAAAGCACACAGGCCGAUGGUUAAGAGUGCAGACAAGAGGUGAAAACGAUGACUGCGAAGCUCGUGUGAUCGUUGAGUGCUUCUAUUUGAAAAAACGAAAAGGUUAUCAUAGUUCUAACAGUGGUGGGACUCCAUAGGAACUUACAGUCACGUUAGAGUGUACUACUAAUCCCAGGGGUAUAGAUGCAACCCCCGUUGCUAAAGAACAACCGAAGCGCGUAAAACACGUUUGAUGACUGGAAUGCAGUGGAGCCUAACACUGCAUUGAUUUGUCACAAGAUAUCAGAGAUUGGCAAAGGACAACGUACUCCAGUGAUAUUGUGCUACGAUCAUCCACACCGCUUACGAAAAAACACAGUUCUUGGGGAAAUAUAUGAUACGAAAUAUCACAAACAGAACACAGUAUCGCCAAGCCGGUCAGUUGGAAUUGAAGAUAGAGGAUAGAGAAUAGGAUGUGAUGUAGAACAACUUGAGCAUGGGAAGUCUUUCAAUGUUGACAGGGGAUACAUCUCCUCGAAGUCUUUCCAGAUCCCACAUUGAUGUCGGCGACAGGCAUGAAACAGAAGUGAUUAAUAUUAAAAACUGUCACAGUGGAUUAGGAAUAAAAAUAGCUGGAGGGAGAUCUGCCCUUGGUGCUGAUUUUGGAAUCUUUGUGAAGAAAGUUUUGAGUGGAGGUGUAGCUGAUCUUGAUGGAAGAUUAAGAGAAGGAGACCAACUUUUGGAAGUGAAUGGAUGCAGCCUGCUUGGAUUUUCAAAUGACAAAGCAAUGUCAGUACUACGGAAUGCUGCCCAGUCUAACAAUGCCAAACUGCUCGUGAGUAGAGAUGUUAAGGCCAGACAGGAGUUUGCCAAACUGAUGGAAGCAUUGAAUGAUGGAUCUUCAGCAUCUGGUCUCACCAAUGGAUUGCCUUCAACGGGAUUAAUGAGAAGUGGAAGUUUUGGCAGCUCUCGGACCUCAACUCCUUCACCAACCAUGGGAAAACGUUCAUGGGUGAUGAAUGCGGGUCAGAUGUCUCCGCUGGCAGGUGGUCGUCAUGGCAGCCCUGUCUUAUCACCCACCAACUCGCUUGACAGACCCUCAGCAAGCCUUCAGAGAAUGUACUCCAUGGACCUGCCGACACUUUCAGUUGGUCCUACUGUGGUUCAACAUACUCCUGGAGCACAUGAACCUCCAUCAUACAACUCCAGCCUUCAGAAACUCUCAAUGCCAGCAAGCAGAACACCGUAUACCCGUCACUUCAAUGGUGAUGCUCACUCUUCUGAGAGAUCCCCAGAAUAUAACGGCAAUGGACAUUUGACUGUGGAGCAACAAAGCGUUUCCUCAGAGGUCACUAAUGAUUCUGGACUACCUACUGACAGACAUUCCACAAGUUCUUCUCCAACAUUUGACCAUCCAGGAGAAUUGCAGACCAUUCAGAUUCAACAUACAACUGGCCUUGGCUUGUGCAUUGUUGGCGGAACAAACAGGCCAGAAGGUCCACAUGUGUAUAUUGACGACAUUAUAGAGGGAGGAGACGCUCAUAAGGACAGAAGACUCAAAAGAGGAGAUCGACUUAUGUACAUAAAUGGAGAGACUCUCAUUGGUGUCACACAUGAGCAAGCAAAAUCUCUGUUAACAAGACUUAAACUCAGAGGACAAGACACAGAGGUAACAUUUAUACGAGGUGGUCACAGGCCUGGCAGUCAGACACCAAAUGGCUCAAUCAGUCCAGCGCACAAUAGUCCAAGAAGAGGAUCUGAAAAUGGAUUUGCUCCUGAAGAAAACUUCCAACUGAACCUCAAUGGGAUUGAUAACUCAAGCUCUCGACCUUCAUCUAGUAGAUCAUCGCGCACAAGUGAACCAGAUCUUAGUAACACUGACAUAUUUAUGAAAGAGCUGUUGGCUGGAGGUGUGAGCCAAGCAGCUGCAGAUAGCCAGCAAAGCAGUCCAAGUGUAGAAACAUUCCAAGGAAGUCCACACUCACAGGUUUCUCCACCUGCUAUAUCAGAUACCCAGCCAGCUGUUUUGCAACCAAUGACGCAUUCAAUACACACUGUAGCUAAUGGUGUGAACCAUUCUGCUGUGCCCAAUUCACACCUACAGCCUGUUAAUGGCUUCUACCAGGCACCCACAGCAAUCCCACAGAGGAUGUUUGGUGGGUUUCAACCAGCUAUGUCAUCUACACCAACAACUGUUGAUAGCGUACCUAAUGGAUUUCCACUGAAUUCACAGUAUGGGCCAUGGACUAGUCCUCCAUAUGUUAAUGGAGGUGUUGUGAGCCAACCUCGUGUAAAUCAACCCAGCUCAUUUGCUGCAAAUGGAGCAGGGCCAACUGUCCCGGGAACGCAACCUCAACAGCUGUCACUAGGAUCAUUGCACAUCAGCCCUGUGCAAACAGCAUUUGAACCAUCCUCAGUACCAUACUACUUACAACAAGAUCUGGAAGCUCUCCAGCGAGUCUCACAACAACACGCCUCACCAUCGCUGAGCCAGCAGUCAAGUCCUAGCCCUGUUAAUGGUCAGCAGUCACUCUUGACUACAACAGCUGGUGGUGUUAGAGCAAAACGGAAUGGGAGGGGCAGUCGAAGACUUUCGCUUGAUCCUCAUACCAAGUUGAGGGUGGAGAGACUUGAAGUGGCUUUGAGAUAUUUAGGAUUUAACCCGACGGAGGAAGAGCAACACGAACUCAGGCAAAGACUGCCUGUUGAUCAUGGCGGUUUUGUAUCGUAUGGAGAUUUCGUGAAUGUGGCAAGGCAGGUUUUUGCCCUGCAGUUGAACGACCAUUCCCUGAGCACUUCAGCUGUACAGUUUGCAGUGCAAGAUGUUAAUUCAGUUCCCGCCGCUGCAGCCCCUCCUGAAACAGACACCUUUGAACAAGUCAGUGACAAUUUAUGUCUUUUUUAUGUUCCAAAGGGAGUUGUUUCACACAGCCGCUCACACAAAUAUCAACUCUGGACCUCAAAGCAGAUGCUAUCACCAGGGACUUUGUUUGACACAUUUUACCCAGGAUCCAAAGACACAAUACUCGACAGAGNUGCUAAAGAUGUGGAACAAGACUAUGCUGAGGUUAUAAAACUUCUGGAAAAAGAGCUGGACUCUUACAAGGCGAAAGAGGCCGAGCCGACACCUGAUGUGAAGGAACUCCAAGAGUUACAGAAAAGACUUGUUGUUCUCGGCUGCCAACUUCGGAAAGCCGAAGUGGGUAAGCGAACUUACGAAGUGGCCACGGAGAAACUGAUUCACUUUGCCGAGAUGGUCCAUGAAACUCUUACAGAGGGAGGCUCGGCAAGGCCCCAGCAGCGUGGUAAAGGAGAGUCCGUUCGUCGUGACGGAGGAUCAAAUCCUAAACCGCCAUCUUACCUAUCCCGACAUGCCAAGUACACCCCAGCUUCUCUAGCGAAGGAAGCUCGUGAAACUGUGAAGUCAGUCAAGGCACUGAUAGAAGAAGAACCACUUCCGUUUGGAUGGGAGGAGGCUUAUACCACAGAUGGAGUCAGAUAUUAUAUUAAUCACGUGACGCAACAGACGUCAUGGCUUCAUCCUGUCAGUCAAGUUCAACAUUUGCCGCCUAUUGCGGAAAACGAAGAUGGCGUCAGGGAAUCGCCAACGUGACUCACACUCCGGGACACGUGAUGUACACGUGCUAAAAGCAAUAGAAAUCCACGUGAUUUACACAUGAUUGUAGUAUUAGAUUACGUUUGAUGCGAGUUGUUGUGAAAAAGCUGCUUUUUUGAAGUGUCGAUAAUACUUUCUCCUAUUUAUUAUAUCAGAUAUUACUAUCAAAGAAUGUGCUAAACAGUAUUCUGUAAGAUAUUUUCAUGUUGAGACUUGAAGGACAGAAACCGUGAAGAAAUGGCUAUUGGCGUAAUCAGUGUAAAAGUGAUGAAAAAUUUUUUAUAUUGAAGAAAAGAAAAAGGAGAAAAAUGGAAGCGAGUCCCACGUUUUGUAAGCCUUCUUUUAUUGAGAGGCAAGCAUUAUAUGCGGUUUGGAAAUUAUUUUGGAAGAGAUGAAACAUGGCCGAUUAAUUUCAAUCGUUUUUUAGCUCCUUCAAGUUAUUAUAGGUGGCAAUUAGACUGAAAAUACGUUUACCUGAAGUUUAUGCAUCCAGUAUAUUAAUUUAUUUUACCCGUGUGCCCAAUUGGAUAUUAUUAUUAAAAGUCUGACUAAUUUUAUAAAUCACUGAUAAAACCGUGAAUGAACGUUGCAUAAAUUAAUUUGAAGCAAUUUUUUUUGCUCUAGGGCUGUGUUUUAAAUAAGAGCGCUUACGCAUGCGUGCUAAAACAUGUAAAUAAUAGUCUAUCAUACAAUAAUUGCCAUAAUCGGACCUCAACUAUCCAUUUAAUAUUUAAUCCCAUCUGGAAGAAUUUCUCUUCAUUUGUAAAAAUAUACCAAUCAUAUAGAAAUUGUUCCUUUAUCCCUCCACCCCAGUCCUGCUGGUAUAUUUUUAUAGAAUUAAUUCAGUAACGUCAGAGAAUUUGUCUGACUGUGGGGUGGUGGGUGGAACGGCAACCACAUUAUCGCGUAUCACGUGAUCAAUAUAUCGUUGAUUGUAAUCAUUCUGGCCAAUUACAAAGGACGUAGACAAUCCAUCAAACCAUUCAAAACUUGGUUUUACUUCUGAUUGGUUGACAAAGUGUCGCGAGUAUUUUCAGCCAAUCGCGUGUGGUAGUAAUGCAAAACCAGAGCAGCGAAUUAUUUCAACUGUCAAGUGAAACAGCUCUAUCAGCUGACAUGGACACAAAUAACCAACCCCAUGAAUAAAAUCAAUUACAAAUGAC